AUGGCCGAUCCCGCGUCGCGGCAGUACGUUCCUCUGACCUGCCACGGCCACUCACGGCCUGUGCCACACGUGAGCUUUUCGCCGUUGGAAAAGGAGGAGGUAUACUACAUGAUCUCUGCUUGCAAAGAUGGCAACCCGAUGCUUCGCGAUGGCCAGACCGGCGACUGGAUUGGGACAUUUCUCGGCCACAAGGGUGCCGUCUGGCAGGCGAGACUGAGCCCCGACGCGUCGACUGCGGCGACUGCCUCUGCCGAUUUCACCGCCAAGGUCUGGGACACUCACACCGGCGAGCUUCUCUACGUUCUCCAGCACGACCACAUUGUCCGCGCUAUUGCGUACCCUUAUGACAACUCUGGAAUGCUGGCAACUGGAGGCUUCGAGAAGAAAUUGCGCAUCUUUGACCUGCAAGAGCAAAAGCCAUUGUACUCCCCCACGUCGUCCAUUGAUCCGAACCUCGUCACACCAAUUACGAUCGAAACAUCGCAAGCCUUUGAGAUCGGAGAAGGGGCCCAUAAGGAUGCCAUCAAGUUUAUUGUUUGGGCCAAGGAUCCGAACAUGAUAAUCACCGCCUCGGGCGACACUCUUCGCUGGUUCGAUCUUCCUUCUAGGUCCUGCGUUCGCGAGGCGAAACUUGAUGGCGAGAUCAAGUCCUGCGAGCUUGUCUCCCUCGCGCCCGCUUACAGCUCGCCGGCGGAUAUUGGCGGCGGCCUCCCGGUUCUUGCGGUUGCUGCGGGCAAGACCGCGUACUUCUGGGGGGGUAACCGUGCUGAAGACGAUAUCAAGCAAAUAACUUUACCGCACGGAAUUGCCAGCGUAGCCCUUGAUCUAAAGGGCAGGAAAUACGUGGUUGGCGAGGAGCCGGGCACGUGGGCGCGCGUGUAUGACUGGGAAGAUGGUAGGGAGCUUGACGUGCACAAGGGUCACCACGGGCCUAUUUGGUCAAUCGCAUUCUCGCCUGACGGUAACCUCUACGCAACUGGCUCGGAAGACGGCACAAUAAAAAUGUGGAAAAACUGCGAAGGGUAUUAUGGUCUUUGGCGAGGAGGCUUGUCUACCGGUAGCGGCACGGACUAG
Lasiosphaeria miniovina is the source of this 1074-nucleotide messenger RNA. Its product is annotated as WD40-repeat-containing domain protein. Gene Ontology annotation, cellular component: SMN complex. The record is from RefSeq and is a predicted model, not a curated record. Gene Ontology annotation, biological process: spliceosomal snRNP assembly. The transcript has 2 exons. Gene Ontology annotation, molecular function: RNA binding; protein binding. The coding region runs from base 1 to 1074 and encodes 357 amino acids. Lineage: Eukaryota; Fungi; Ascomycota; Sordariomycetes; Sordariales; Lasiosphaeriaceae.